Messenger RNA from Marasmius oreades (fairy-ring Marasmius), 4066 nucleotides. RefSeq lists its product as uncharacterized. Gene Ontology annotation, biological process: peptidyl-threonine phosphorylation; protein autophosphorylation; actin cortical patch assembly. Gene Ontology annotation, molecular function: protein serine/threonine kinase activity; ATP binding. Gene Ontology annotation, cellular component: cytoplasm. The transcript has 5 exons. Bases 151 to 3939 code for a protein of 1262 amino acids. The record is from RefSeq and is a predicted model, not a curated record. NCBI's taxonomy places the organism in Eukaryota, Fungi, Basidiomycota, Agaricomycetes, Agaricales, Marasmiaceae.
CGCUGGCAGAGCGUUGUCUGAAGUGGUCUAUUUACGCAGCCGGUUGCCUUGUCUCCUUCAUCCUCACCUUCCAAAUCCAUGAACUUUUGUUCGGGAUCACCGGCUUUCUGUUAAUAUUACGGCCCCCACAGCGAUCAAGUUUGUCCGACAAUGCAAGGUUUACCAGCUCAUCAACAGCAGAACAAGGGCACACUUAUACCUGGUCAAACCAUCUCUGUGAAUAAGUACACCGUUCAAGUCGAAAGAUACCUAUCUCAAGGUGGUUUCGCGCAUGUCUACCUCGUUCGAACGGCCGCACCCGUUUACAACACUACGCACCAUGUCCUCAAAAGAAUCGCUGUUCAUGGUGAAGCCAUGCUCACCGAUGUGAAGAAGGAAGUUGAUAUUAUGAGAUUACUGAAAGGCCACCCCAACAUCGUUCAUUUAAUUGAUGCUGCUUGGCAUAGAAUGUCAAACGGAUUAUAUGAAGUAUUUAUACUCAUGGAAUUCUGCCCAGGGGGCGGUAUAAUUGACAUGAUGAACCGGAGACUUCGUGAACGGCUCACUGAAGCUGAAAUUCUACAGAUCUUUGUUGACGUUUGCGAGGGUGUUGCCUAUAUGCAUAACUCACGACCACCGCUUCUUCAUCGUGACCUCAAGGUCGAGAACAUUCUUCAGGCUUCCCCAGUAUCCUUCAAGCUUUGCGACUUUGGAUCUGCCGCGACCGCAGCUACUCGUCCUCCGCAAACGGUCCAAGAGUUUAGAGCACUGGAAGAUGACUUAAACCGGCAUACAACAAUGCAAUAUCGUGCCCCAGAAAUGAUUGACGUUCAUAUGAGAAGGCCCGUAGACGAGAAGAGCGAUGUAUGGGCGUUGGGCGUCCUCCUAUUCAAACUUUGCUAUUAUACAACCCCUUUUGAAGAGCACGGACCUCUUGCGAUCCUCAAUGUGCAGUACAAGACACCACCGUAUCCAAUUUACUCGUCUCAUAUGAGGGAAUUGAUAGCCUCUAUGCUUCGUGAGCAUGGUACACACCGUCCGACAGUGUUCGAGAUUCUCAAUCAAGUUCAUCGACUUCGAGGGACCAAGUCGCAGUUCCAGUACAACGUUCCCGCUCCCAAACCACUUUCGCCACGCCAAAGCACAUUCAAGCCCUCUCCCCCUCCUUCAAACAAUCUUAUGGGUAGUACAAUAUCCUACCGACAAGCUCCGGUGGUAGCGUCUAGCGUGAGUCCCAAGAUCGGGACAUCUUCACCAGCUUCUGUCCCUCUGAAGAACCCGGGCGUACAGGCAAGAGAUAAAGUUUUGGAAGCUAUUGCUCCCAUGAGAAGAGGCCGUCCUACAGCUCCGAAGGAUCCCUCGUCAUCUCGGCAAGCAAGUCCAGAAAAGGACAAAAGUUGGUUAGAGGAUGAGAACAAAGCAUGGGAGGCAGUAUCAAAGAAAGCCGGCUCAGAUGCCAUAGCGAAUCUCGACGACGCAUUUUCAGUCCCUGGGAAGGCAACCGGAGCAAACAGAGCAGGUCAGAAAGGGUUUGGUGAUGAUUUCGCGGAGCGAUUAUGGAACGCGCCAGAUCCUAAUUCUCAAACUGUUGCACCUGCAAUGCAGCCACCUGCCUCGUUUAAGAACCCCCCUCUGAAAGCUAGUAUUGCCCGUGUCGCUUCCCUUUCCCGUACGAGGGAUAGGGCAAGAGCUAUACCCACUGCCCAGAGGGAGAAAGAUGCAUUCGACAGCUUGGGCUUUGGCAGUUCCGAGGAGAAACCAGCACCAACUCUGGCAGAAGCUAGGAAGUUAAGGACGGGAUUGGCUGCCCCAAUGACUUCUCAGGACCCCAGUAACAAAUUCAACCAAGCGAACCGCCCGGAGCUUUUCCCUAAUCUCUCUUACACUUCAUCGACACCCUCGCAAACGCUCGUACCUCCCCCUCUGAAGCCCUCUGGUUCUGGGUCGUCAUGGAGCUCACAGCCUCCUUCGCGACCAGGAUCAAGUCAUCAAACCACCGAUUUCCCUGCGGAGACGCGGUUCCCAUCAUUGGCAGAGCUUGACGCUUCAUUCGCUCCGAAGCAAAGUAACAAACGCAGCUCAUUCUCCAUGAAACCUGGUCCUCACGCAUCGAGUCAACCGCAGCUCGCUCAAGCCACAAAAUCAAUUUAUGCUUCAGAAAUCGAUAAGACUACCUCAGGAGUAUCUCGAGUGGUGUUUCCUGAUCCUUCCAAAGCAGAGGAGAAGGUGACGCCAUACGCGAUACUUGGUGCACAUAGUACACCUAACGCAGAGAAUAGGGCGCCCAGCACCUCUCUCGAUGCAAGUGGAAGAAGGCCUUCCAUCAUUCGAAGACAUCGUAGUUCGAUUACCUUCAAGCAUGUUUCACAGUCCGAUGUGGUGUCUCCGACAUCCCCCUAUCUUCCCUCCUCAGUCAAAGAACAACCUCUCACGCAAGAGAAGGUAGCAGUAUCAAAGAUGCCCCAGAAGGAUUGGCUAACCGGGGAUGAUGACUCGCUCGAUCAUGACACAAAUACGAUCCUGGAGCGUCGUUCCUCUCCGCCACCAUCUUCCGCACCCAUGGUUCGAAAUUCUCCUAGCAAGCGUGCCUCUUUCAUUGAGAAGAGUCAUAUUCCUCUACACGAAGGACUGGUCGCUACGCAGGAGCGCAUUCCUUCGCCGCCGCCCAAAGAUCGUCUGGCCAACGUAGCAUCAUCCACUUAUUCAUCAAUUCCAGAUUCUCCUUCUACACGAGCCCAUCGGAUAUUCCCUAAAUUGGACACUAAACUGGACACUACAGCUGAGCCCGCACCGUCAGUUACGGAUACCCGGAGUCUCUCGGUCGGCGGGAACCCAAGUCGCGAACGUAAGGGAACCGCGGGUUCAUUAUCGAGUGCAGAUGAAGAGGGUCCGGAAGAGGCAGACCGUUACGUUCCCUCCAGAGCAAAAUUCAGUUCUAGUGAGCCAAAGUCCAUCAGACCACAGAGGAAGGGACGUCAGAGCUCUGUUCAUGAUCUGGUCGAUCUCUAUGGCGGGGGCCUGAGUCCGACUAAGGAGAGAGAUAGAGGAAAUGAAGCUACACGAUCCAUUGGCACGCCUUUGCCCUCGAAACCUACCAGCAAUGAACACAGACCUGUCAGAACACUUGCAAGUCCUGCGAUGCCCAUGGAGUCACGACGGAAAUCUGUGUCUCCUAAACCAAUUACCUCACCUUCGGUUUCAGAGAGUCCGGCUACCCGCCAGAGUCCAAGGUCACCUAUCGUGGCCAACCCUACCACCACCUCUUAUCCGCGAUCUCGCCCUCAGUCGAUGUUUAUCUUUCCCUCCAAGUCUUCUGAUGGCUCGACAUCCUCAUCCACGGGAUUGGUCCCUCCCCCUGAUACUGAACCACAGAGACAUACCCGUCGUACCUCCAUCUCUGACAUGGUGCAACGCUUUGAGGCUAUCGACGCCGUCGCAAAAGGCUCUGUGCUAUCGGCAAUACCGUCAAAACCACAGAGAGUGGAAACAGAUUCCGACCAAAAUUCCGUGCCUGUUGCUAAGCGCGGUGCCCAGUCCAACGGCAAGGCCACAUCUUCUGAGACACAUAUUACGGGUUUGACUAAAUCUAGAAUCGCUGCUCAACCCGCACUGCGUGUAUCCCCCUCCGCACUCACUAAGAUUUUACCUUCUCCCACACCGGAGCCUGAAAAACCCAGGGAACCCGAAGUAGUCACGCCUCGACCAAGACGAAUAUCAAUUAAACCGGAUUCUUCUAAUACAGUCCUGUUCCCGGUUUCGAGGUCCAGCUCUCAUACAGAGAGUACGACACCUUCCACUAACGCUCGAUCAUCUUCACCUGAGCGACCUUAUCAGGGUGUCGGAAAAUUGAUAGAUCAGUGGCAGCGUAAGACUGCGGAAACGGAGAGUCCCAUACCUAAGCGUGGAGGAUACGCUCCUAAACGAGUUGGUUUAGUGAAUGGACAGAGCAGGGGCCAGUAAUAACAAUUACAUACGAAAUUUCCAUGAUCUUUUGUAUCUACGGAGCCAUAAAUAUUUUUAUUACAAUGCCCAUUUUACACCACGGAUUGUAUAAUUAUACAAGUCCCUUUUCUUGUUUUGUUUGGAC